AAAUCCUGACUUUGAACGGGAAACAAGCGGUUUUCUUGGUAUUUUUGAUAAACUGGGAUUAGGUAUCUCAAGAAGACAACCACCUGGGUCACCUAGAUUGGAUUUAGAAGAUGAUCCGAAGAGUGAAUAUAGGAAGUCAGUACUGAUUUUUGACGCUGGUAGUCCGAUCGUCGAGGAGUUUA
Dentiscutata heterogama is the source of this 182-nucleotide messenger RNA. Lineage: Eukaryota; Fungi; Glomeromycota; Glomeromycetes; Diversisporales; Gigasporaceae. The record is from the annotation of a GenBank genome assembly.